Messenger RNA from Colletotrichum spaethianum, 1242 nucleotides. RefSeq lists its product as uncharacterized. The record is from RefSeq and is a predicted model, not a curated record. NCBI's taxonomy places the organism in Eukaryota, Fungi, Ascomycota, Sordariomycetes, Glomerellales, Glomerellaceae. The transcript is spliced from 2 exons. The coding region runs from base 1 to 1242 and encodes 413 amino acids.
AUGCGUUACCACGUUGGCCGUGCUUGUGCUGUGGCGGGCUACAGCACCUUGUAUGGCGAGCUCAAUCUGUUACCUGAUGUUUCUAUCGCAGAAGAAGCUCGGGAUAACCGACUCUACAACAUCUUUGAGGCCAUUGUCCACCAAGAUACAAGAUACGCCGUCAUGGAUGACUACACUCGCACAGUCAACCUCCAGUCCCCUAAGCCCGGGUGCCUCAACGGCGACACAGCCGUACGAUCCACAAUAGUCAUUACAACGCUAGACCGCGAGUUUCUUGACCUAUUAUGGAAACCGCUGCCUCGGGAUCUGCCUACAACGAACAAGGACGCGCUGAUUAUUGCAGCCGUCUGGGACGGUAACGUAGACCGCUAUCAUCGUCUGCGGCGUUCAAAGCUUGUCCCUAACGAGAUCUCAGCUGUCGUACGCGGUGCUUAUCACCAUACGCCCUUUGCAAGAUGGCUGGACACGUGUUUGCACGGCAUCUACACAAAGUACGAGUGGCUAUACGUCCGGGAGGCUGUUAACGCGCAGUUCGUUAUGAACAAUGACCUUUCUCGCGUCACCACUGACACCGAUGGCCAAGAUCUACCCGCGAUGUUCUGGUGGCCUCAUAUGCCACACGAGAACACGCUACGGGAGUUUGUGUGGAGACGUCCCGACUUUAAGCAUCAGGUGACGCUCGCUUGCAUCGCUGGAGACUAUCAAGAGCUGUUCGACGAGCUCCAGCCCCAGGUCAACCCGUCGCAGUGGCAAUGGCAGGUCGCGUGCCAGAGCACACACCCGUACUACCGCCAGGCUGUUGAACGGCGCGCGGCUGAAGAGAAGCUCGAGCUGUUCGGCGAGCCAGAAAAUUUCACGACUUCCGGGUAUGAUAACGGCUGGAGCAGGACGUACUUGCGGUUCAACAAGGAUCCGUCUUCACGCGAGUUGGCGUACAUGCCCCACAAUAUUCGCAACAUACCGGAUCAUGAGGGCAAUGGCCUCGAGUCUUGGGAGGACGCGAGCGGCGAUGUGCUCAACAAGCACAUGCAGCUCCAAAUGGCCAAGUGGGCGACGUCUAUUAGCCAGACGGACGAGGAAAGGGCGCCUGAGGGCAUGUUGUAUUCGUCCAGUGCUGGCAUUAAGCGCCGCAAGACUCCUGCACCGAAACCGAAGAAGCCAAAGGACGUUUCAUCACUGGAUGAUCACUAUCCCGAGGACAGCGAUGGUCAGACCGAGCCUCAAGAGUCGGGCCCUAUUUGA